CUAAAAAUAACCUCGGUGUGUGUGCCCCCGACUCUCUAAUAAUAGCGGAGGCCUCCUGCUUCUUUAAGAGCCCACUUGGUGCAUUGACUAUUCAAAAAUAUAAAGCGAACAAAAUGGUUAUUAAAGUAUUUCUCGCCACUUCUUCGGGCUCCACUGCGAUAAAGAAGAAGCAACAAGAUGUGGUCGCCUUCUUGGAGGCUCUUAAAGUGGAUUACACUCAGCUGGACAUUGCCUGCAAUGAAGAGAAUCGCCUGUGGAUGAGGAAGAAUGUCCCUGAGGAGAAAAAGCCCGCCAACGGCAUCCCUCUGCCCCCACAGAUCUUCAAUGAAGAGAGCUACUGUGGAGACUAUGACACAUUUUUUGAUGCAAAAGAAGACAACUCCGUGUUUGCCUUCCUUGGGCUGCCCCCUCCUCCUGGGUCAAAGGAAGCUGCCCAGGCUGACAAGGCACGGAUUGUGGAAAAUGGGACUCAUACUGAGGAAACCAGUGCAGAUGGAAUCCUUGAUGACUUGGCAGUACAUGCAGAUGAAGAUGAGGAAGAAGCAGAUGAAGGCAAGGAGGAAGAGGAUUUGCAGUCAGAGGAAGAAGAAGAAGAAGAUUUGGAAAACACACAGGAGGAAGCAGAGUAGUAAAGAGCCAGGUGACCAUGAUGUUGACUUACUACUAUCCAGCUUGAAGGAGCCUUUUUCUUACCCAAACCUUGAUGACCCCCUCAGACUGGCUACACCACCCUGUCCCAAGGCUGCACCGUGCUCCACUGAACAACAUCCAUUAUCUACAACCUAAACCGGAAAAUCCUAACCUGUCCAGUUUCCAACUUUUCUUGUUGUGACUGUAAUAUUGGCUCAGUUUUGAUAUUUUGCAUAUAGGGAGAUAAUGUAGGAGUAUCGAAGAUGGGCAGAGUAGUCUAGAGGUGUCAAUUUGUUUUUAAUAAUUUUUUUAUUUUUUUUUUAUGAACCAGCAGUUUUUUUUUUAAACUCAACUUGAUCUCUUGUUUCUCUCUCGGAAAUUGUAGUUACAUACAUAUAUAACAAGUGACUGUGUCAAAUGGGUAACCUUGCCAUACCUUGACUUGCACCUCUACUUAAGUUUGCAAGGUUCAAAACGUGUGACUUAUUCUCUUCGUAUGUAACAGUCGUUUUGCAAGCGAAGAAUUUUAAUAUCCACAUUUGAUAGAAAGACACACAGAGUAAAAGUGUAAUGACCACCGCUAUAAUUACUGAUGUGAAUACUACUGUCUAGUCAGUGCACUUUGUUAAAUGUAAAAUGAAAUAUGUUAUGAAGUCUUGGAUGCAGUAAAGUACUGUACUAAAUUCA
Thalassophryne amazonica is the source of this 1317-nucleotide messenger RNA. It is a transcript of the gene sh3bgr, whose product is annotated as SH3 domain binding glutamate-rich protein. Gene Ontology annotation, cellular component: cytoplasm. The coding region runs from base 268 to 786 and encodes 172 amino acids. NCBI's taxonomy places the organism in Eukaryota, Metazoa, Chordata, Actinopteri, Batrachoidiformes, Batrachoididae. The transcript is spliced from 10 exons. The record is from RefSeq and is a predicted model, not a curated record.